Molecule: messenger RNA, 1486 nt
Organism: Rubroshorea leprosula
Lineage: Eukaryota; Viridiplantae; Streptophyta; Magnoliopsida; Malvales; Dipterocarpaceae
Source: the annotation of a GenBank genome assembly
AUUUUGAAAUUGGCCCCAGCUCAAAGCCCAGCGAAAAUACGAAAAACCAGGAAAUCCUUUUGUUAAUAAGACCCCAAAAAAAAAAAAGAAAAAAAAAAAGUAAAAUCCUUGUGCGGCUCUUCCAGCUGCGUCGACGGAGUGCUCGGAGAAGUUUAAAAAUCCCAGCACCGUCCUUGAAGAUAAGCCGUUGAAGAAGCAGAGGAAUGAAUUCAUCGAUGAUGCUCCGUCGUUUGUUCUGCUUCAACGCCGCAUCAACACCGGCAGCUUCUUCUGUUUCUACUUCCAAGAAGAAGCCACUUGUCUUCUUGGGUUCUCCUCAGCUAUUGUCCGAAUUUAGACAUAUUGGUGGUCUUGUCAUUGUCUCUCCAUCAUGUUUAUUGACAUUCAAAAGAGGCUUCCGGGGGACAUUCUUCUUCCACAUGAAUUUCCCAACAUGGGCAUUGUCCUGUGGAGCAAAGAAAAUGUGGUUGAAUGUAACAGUACAGGUUACAGCAAUUGUUACUCAGCCACCUACUAGAAGAGAUAGGAGCAGAAAGGUGAUGCCUUCACCUGUGGCUCAAUAUGCCCUUGAUCGAGGCUUUCCCUCUGACCUAAUUUUCACACCUGAACAUGCUGGAGAGUUUAUGCUAAUUAUCUUGAAGUUUCAAUGUGUUUUCUCAGGGACAGUUAAUAUACACCCAAAUCUGCUCCCAUUAUAUCGUGGUGCUGCUCCUGUUCAAAGAGCGUUACAGGAUGGUGUUAAAGAAACUGGGGUGUCACUAGCACUCACUGUACAUGCAUUAGAUGCUGGACCUGUCUUUGCCAGUGAAAGAAUAGAAGUUGAUGAUCAGAUUAAGGCAGGAGAUUUACUUGCUAUGCUAUUUUCUGAAGGUUCUAAACUUCUCAUUCGUGAGCUUCCCUGCAUCUUUGAUGGAUCAACUAGGGAAAAGCAGAACCUCAAGAUGAUUUUAAAGCUACAUUAGCUCCAAAGAUAACUCUUGAAGAAUCAUGGUUAUCCUUUGAUCAAGAAGCUUUAAUGCUAUAUAAUAAGGUUUGUGCAUUUGCAGGGUGGCCAGGAACCCAAGCUAAAGUUCUACUUGUUGACAACAAAAAUGGCAACCACAAUAUCCUAGAACUCAAAAUAGUCACUACUGGAGUAUGCUCUGAUAGCAAUAUUCAACGUAACGAAGCAGAUGACAUUGCUCUUAUCAAGGGUAAUUUGAUAUUUCCUUGUGGAUGACGGACUGAACUUGAGGUAUUGGAGGUUCAGCUUCCCGGUAAGAAGGUAGUAAGUGCUGCUGCCUUUUGGAAUGGUUUGCGAGGUCAUAAGCUGAAGAUUACGACAAUGGAGACACCUUAUAUGACAGCACGAAAUGUUGAUUGAGAUCUCGAUUGGUAGUUCUUCUAUUCUCUUGUCAUCAAGAUAUGUUUAUACUUCCAUGCAAAGUUAACUUUCAUUGGUUUUUCUUGUAGCAUAAAAUUUAGUCAAUAAGCCUUGCUCUACCUG